This is a messenger RNA of Trichoderma citrinoviride, 1758 nucleotides long. Its product is annotated as endonuclease. The record is from RefSeq and is a predicted model, not a curated record. NCBI's taxonomy places the organism in Eukaryota, Fungi, Ascomycota, Sordariomycetes, Hypocreales, Hypocreaceae. Gene Ontology annotation, biological process: double-strand break repair via break-induced replication; mitotic intra-S DNA damage checkpoint signaling; DNA catabolic process. Bases 1 to 1758 code for a protein of 585 amino acids. The transcript has a single exon. Gene Ontology annotation, cellular component: Holliday junction resolvase complex; nucleus. Gene Ontology annotation, molecular function: DNA binding; 3'-flap endonuclease activity; crossover junction DNA endonuclease activity.
AUGGAAGACUCGGACUGUGCCAACCCCCAGUUCCUCGCCUGGGUCAAGGAGUGGCUGGACGUUGCCAGAGAACGCAACUCCAAAGGCAUCACUGCGUACAAAAACGCCUAUGAGUCGCUCAAAGCAUGUCCCAUUCCGUUUGAGCAUCCCGCAUCGCUUCAGCAACUCAGGGGGUUCGGCCCCAAGCUCUGCGAGCGCCUCGAGGACAAACUCAAGGUCUACUGCCAACAGAAUGGACUGCCGAUGCCGCGGCAUCCUCGAGUGAGAAAAGCUAACGACAGAUCUCUCAACGAGCAAGCCGGAGAUGGUACAGAGUCACGACCCAAGAAAGCAAGGCAGCCCAAGGCAUACGUCCCUGCGUUUCGAUCGGGAGCCUACGCCCUGAUAGUAGGCCUCUCCGAUCUUCCAGAGGAUGCAUCGUCCAGCUUGACCAAAGCAGAGCUCAUAGAGACCGCCCAGCCGCACUGUGACGCCUCAUUCACUGCACCUAGUGACCCGACAAAAUUCUACACCGCUUGGAGCUCGAUGAAGACGCUGAUGCAAAAAGAGCUGGUCUACGAAAGAGGACGGCCUCUACGCCGAUAUGCAUUGACGGAUGAAGGAUGGGCCGUCGCAAAGCGAAUCAAGGAGACAUCUCUAUGGCAGGAAGAAAAUGCCGUCAAUGAGCAAUCAGAACCAAGACCUCGGCCGCAGCCGUCAGCCGCACCGGCAGUGGCAGAUGCAGUCGUGAUCUUAGACGAAGAAGACGAUGCCCCACUCAUCAUCAACGAGCCUUCGUUCUAUCAUAACGUUGUCUCAGACGGCCCUAUUGUGUUGGAGGGAGAUGAUCUGCCCAGCUUCACCCCGAUCAGGAUCCCACCUGGGUCCUUUACCGUUCAAUUAGUCCUCGACGUUCGAGAGGUCAGAGCGAAAACAGAUCGUGACUAUAUGCAGGAGGAAUUGGUCAAGCAGGGGGUAAAGCCGAUCAUGAGGAGUCUAGAGCUUGGCGAUGUCCAAUGGGUUGCCAAAUGCAACGAUCCUACGCUUUUAACGAGGUACGGCGCCGAAGGAGAUGAGAUUGUCCUGGACUGGAUCGUCGAAAGGAAACGCUUGGAUGACUUGAUCGGGAGUAUAAAGGACGGCCGGUUCCACGAGCAAAAGUUUCGACUCAACAGAUCUGGCGUGAGAAAAGUCAUCUACCUCAUCGAGGAAAUCUCCAUGGAUCAGGCCGCAUAUCAGAGAUACGAAGAAGCGGUGCAGUCAGCCAUUGCGUCGACACAAGUGGUUAAUGGCUACUUUGUAAAGCGAACACAGAAGAUUGACGACACCAUCAAGUACCUGGCGCGGCUGACUGCGAUGCUCAAGCGCAAGUAUGAGAACAAGCACCUCAAUGUCAUCCCGACGAGGGUCAUCACUGCGCAGAAUUACUCGCGCCUACUCCAGCAUCUCCGCGAGAGAGAACCGUCAGUCGGAUACCACGUUACUUAUCCUGCGUUUGCGUCGCUGGCCUCCAAAUCAGAGACAAUGACGCUCAGGGACGUCUUCCUCAAAAUGCUCAUGACCACCAAAGGCCUCACAGGAGAGCGUGCGCUCGAGAUUCAGCGCAAAUGGAAUACACCAUACGACUUCGUCAAGGCAUUCCACGCCUGUGGCACGGGCGAACAAGGCACAAAGCGAAAGAGGGAACUUGUAGCCAGCGAACUGAGCCACUUGGUCGGUCGAAGAAAGAUCACCAAGCAGCUGAGUCACAAGAUCGCCGAGGUCUGGGGGGACGCUUAG